AUGCUUAGAAGGAAGUCUUUAUAAGGACAACUGGGGGCAGAUACUUUUCACAGAGAACUCAUAAAAGGGGAGAGCUUUUGCAGGAGGUUGUUUAAGCACACAUUUCAAGCUCACACACAACAAGACUGAACACAAUGCUUCUACAGAGCCUAUGGGACUUUAUACUGGGAUAUAAUGCGUGUCUCAGAUCACCUUUCUUCCCUGUACUUUUCUCCCUCAGUGUCUACCUCACCUUCUGCCUGCCCUUCGUGGUGCUGGACCUCCUCUCCCCCAGGCUGGCCUGGAUCAGGACCUUUAAGAUCCAGCAGAAGAGCCACGUCUCCUGGACUAUGAUGUGGAGCUGCCUGGCUCACUCCCUCUACAACCAUGUGGUGUUCCUCUUCCCUCUCACUGUGCUGCACUGGUUCUGGAGACCAGCCAGUUUCAUAGCCGAGGCCCCCGGAACGCUGCGCCUCAUCUGGGAUGUGGUCGCCUGCCUCCUGCUGUUUGACUUUCAAUACUUCAUCUGGCAUCUGCUUCACCACAAGGUGCCCUGGCUGUACCGGACAUUCCACAAGGUGCACCACAAGCACACAUCCACCUUCGCCCUGACCACUGAGUACUCUGGGGCCUGGGAGACCCUGUCUCUGGGCUUCUUCGCUGGGGUCAACCCUCUGUUGCUGGGCUGCCACCCCUUGACUGAGAUGCUCUUUUAUGUUCUGAAUAUCUGGCUUUCUGUGGAGGACCACUGUGGCUAUGACCUGCCCUGGUCCACGCAUAGACUGGUGCCCUUUGGGCUCUACGGUGGAGCUCCACACCACGACCUGCACCAUCUGAAGUUCAAGUCCAACUAUGCUCCAUACUUCACACACUGGGACAGGCUUUUUGGGACAUUGCACAAGCAUUCAGACUGAAGUAAUGCACAGAAGAAAGUGCAAUUGGACAUCUUGAAUAUCUUUUAUGUUAAAAGGAUGGGAUGCAGAGUGCAUGACUUUGUGAUAUAUUGUAUUAUAUGCUGAUUUUAUUUAUCAUAGUUAAGAUAAAGCUAUAUUUAAUCAAAGUAUUUUUUAAAUUAAAUGUGUUAUUUAUUAUGGCGUAGCCUGACUGCAGAUUUUCUAUGACUGUUGUAUAUUAAAGUUAUCUCUAAAGAUUCAUGCAAUGGACUCUACAAUGUACAAACAUUUCCAGGUUACAUUAACCAGUUUAGAGCUAUGAUGCUAGUUUACUGAACUAUCAGAAUGAAUCUGACUGGGAUUGAAUAUCUGAAGACUAUUGUGAAUGUUUGUGUUGACUUCUCAGCGCUACUGGGUGAGCAUCACUGAACAAAAUGUUCAGCUGUUUAAAGCUGUAUGCAGUAUUAAAAAGGGAUGACCCCCAACAUUUUAGUUACAAAACAAGGAGCAAUAAAACUUAUGACAGAAAUAUUUGUGUGUAUCGCUUUCAUUAAUCUACAUUUUUCUAUACAUAAGCCUAUUUGAUUAUACGAUGUUGUUGAUUUAUAGAGUUGCCAAUUUUCAGAUCCAGCAAAGCUGUAUGCAGAACAACCAUAUUGGUUUUAUAUGAUGCAUACAUACGUAAACAUAAUUUGUACAUAGUCAUUUGAAACCCAUGAAUGUGUCACCAUGCGCCAAAUAGAUUUUUAUUUAUGCAUGUUUCUGCUAGUGGUCCAUUAGGUCUUGAGACACUUUUAUGAGGCAGAUGACUCAUAAAUCAUGUGGUCUAAAUGGAAGGAUCUUUCUCAACAAAGUGUUGAUGAAUCGCAAAUUCCCUUUGACUGGGGACUCAAGCCAUGUGUUAUUUUGUUAAUCAUGACUUUGUGAGCAAAAGAGGUCGAUACUCAUUGCUAGAUCCAGGAGUUUGUUCUGGACCAUGUGAUCUGAACAGGAACUAAAUGUUUAUACAGUAGCAUGUACUCAUUUUAUGAGUUUCUAACAAACAGUUUUCUUUCUUACUUACUGUAUAUGGACAAUAGUAUGCAUGUUAAUUAGGCCCUUUCCAAUGCUACUGGAAUCAGGUGAAAGUUGUACCAAAAUCCCCUGGUGACAGGAUGCAGACAUUUCCUGACCUCCCCUUGAGAGGAAAUACAGAAUAAAGUCCACUACUUAGAAAAGUGCUGUAAUCAACCCUGACUCACCCCCAUCCACACUUCCACCAUCCGAACAUCAAAAUAAAUAUGAAGUCGCCAAAGCCUCAUCUAAAAAGGGAAAAGGACCACUUCCUGAGAUUGACAAUUGAGAAUUUCCCAGAAAUAAUGGAGAGUUCCCGAACAGGAGAAGGAACAAUACAACUCUGCAGACAAAACAGAGUCAUCAGAAACCCCUUGCCCUUACAUAAAAUGUAUCAACCCAUAAAACAUUUUAGCAUUAAUUAGAAUCCACAUAAUAAUUCACAUUUCCUCUUGCUGCAGGAUUAAUGUCCUGCUAUAGCAAACUUGCUCAAAUUAAGAUCCUACAUCUGUAUUAGUGGAAUAGGAGAGCGAAAAUGUAACCACUGUUCUAAAUAUUCUGAAUGCCCGAUCACAUUAGUAUUGACCACAGAUCCAAACAUGUCUGAGGUUGACUGCUUUCCAGUUUUCAAUUCUCUACCCAUACACAAGUGGCCUCUGGCCAAUCCCACAAACACUCAUCCACUUGUACCAUGAGACAGCAAACACGACUUUGUACGUCAACAGCUCUUCAGCGCUACAGAUUGAAUCGAGGCAUAAAUGCAAAGUUUAUGUCCCAAAACGUUUUUGAUUAGACACGCUGCCAAUCAUAGCAAUCAAAGCACCCACAUAAACCCACGUCUUAGGAGACCAUUUUUAAUUGGGAGGAAAGGGUCAUUUAUAAUCACUACUUGGUUGAUACAUCAAAUACUGUCACUGAUCCUUCCAAACAGAAAGAUUGAGAACAUCAAUUUCAAAGAUGAAAAUAAAAAUAACAUACAGUAGUUGAAUUGCACACACAACGCACACACGUACACACACACUCACACACUCACUCUCACACGAUGCAAAUUGAGACAAUGAUCUAGAAAAUAUAAAACAAUGCUUAUUACAGUGAUAGUAUCACAUUAAUGUAAGACCACAAUGUUCCUUUGCCCAUUGACCUAAAAAAAAAGUAUGUGUUACAAUCAACCUCUCUCUUUUUAUUUUGCCCUGAGGCAUUUCAAAAGGAUAUUACUGAUCAUCUUGCCCAAACCCAUCUCCCUGACGCCACCCCUGUGCAAAAACUCACUUCUGCACGACGACCUUGCCAUUGCGCAAUAACACUUAUCUUUAAGCCUCCUGUAGCUCAGUUGGUAGAGCAUGGCGCUUGCAACGCCAGGAUUGUGGGUUUGAUUCCCAUGGGGGGCCAGUAUGAAAAAUGUAUGUCCUCACUAACUGUAAGUCGCUCUGGAUAAGAGCGUCUGCUAAAUGACUAAAAUGUCAUUGCCAUAAAUAUCAUUCAAUUUUCAAUGGAAGGCUUCAUGUACAAAAAACACAGAGAAUAUAUGCUGAGUAGAGUAAAAACAUAUUAUAUAAGCAUGUAAUUAAACAAUGUGUUUCAACUAGUUUUACAUACAGAUCAUAAUAGCUCUUAGUGAAUGUGCAUGAUGUGUUGGGUACUGUGUCAACAGCUUUGAAAUAGAAAAGGUUUGAAAAGGUCUGGGUUAUCUGGGUUUUUGAGCUUCUGAGCAUUAAAAAACAACAUCUUUACAUUACAAUAAAUUACAACGUACAAUAUUGUUUUGAAAGUGAUAGGCAUUGCAACAACAUAGAGUAUUGCUGUGAAAGUACUAGGCAGAUGAUAUGAACGAUAGCGAAUGUUGCGAAUAACGAUUGACUACUGCUCUGAUUCUUCAUAGUUUGUGUGGGUUGGUGUGAGUCAUAUUUCAAUGAAAAGACCUCUUUCUAUUUCACAUUUCACACAGUUUAAGGAAUUGGUUUAGAUUUGAAUUUGCCUGGUCUUGAUGUACUCCAAGACUGUAACAUUAUCUGGCAGCAGUUUUUGACGCCGUAAACAUGGAUUCCUCUUGAAUCAAGUUCAAUGAACCUUGUGUAUUAAUGUUUUUUGCAAGAAUUUCUCAAGAAUAUGAGGUGUAAGGAUGUUUAUUUAUAGUUGUAAGCUCCACUUCAAGUUUUCUGAGAUAUUUGAUGACACAUCUUCCUGCAGACAUUUGGAGGCUUGCCAUUUGAAUUCUUAAAUUCUACAAGAAAUGUUUGAGCAUUGUGUGUGGUUAAUCUGCGCUAGAGAUAUUUUACUGUACAUAAAUCUUUCCUCUUGUACUAAAUUCUCCAGCGUUAAAUCUACACAGAGUGUUAAAUUUUACUCUGGUCCAUUGUCUAUACGGGUUCACACUUUUCAAUGUUAAAUGAACACACUAAUUAGUUUGGCCUCUUGUAGCUCAGUUGAUAGAGCAUGGCGCUUGCAACGCUAGGGUUGUGGUUUCGAUUCCCACGGGGGGCCAGUUUGAAAAUUGUAUGCACUAACUGUAAGUCGCUCUGGAUAGGAGCGUCUUCUAAAUGACGUAAAUGUUUAAACUAAAGUCUUAUUUGCAUAUUUCCCAGAGUGCAUUGCCUAUCAAGUGAAUUGUAGAGUUACAGUGCAUUUGGAAAGUAUUCAGACCCCUUGACUUUUUCCACAUUUUGUUACGUUACAGCCUUAUUCUAAAAUGGAUUACAUAGUUUUCACCCCCCUCAUUAAUGUUUUCACAAUACCCCAUAAUGACAAAGCAAAAACAGUUUUUUUGAUAUUUUUGCAAAUGUAUUACAAAAUAAACGUAAAUAUCCCUUUUACAUAAGUAUUCAGACCCUUUACUCAGUACUUUGUUGGAGCACCUUUGGCAGCUAUUACAGCCUUGAGUCUAAUUGGGUAUGACGCUACAAGCUUGGCACACCUGUAUUUGGGAAGUUUCUCCCAUUCCUCUCUGUAGAUCCUCUCAAGCUCUGUGAGGUUGGAUGGUGAGCGUUGCUGCACAGCUAUUUUCAGGUCUGUCCAGAGAUGUUCGAUCGGGUUCAAGUCCGGGCUCUGGCUGGGCCACUCAAGGACAUUCAGAGACUUGGCCCAAAGCCAAUCCUGCAUUGUCAUGGCUGUGUGCUUUUUCAUUGUCAAUAAUUCAAUUUUGCCCAUAUUCUUUAUGAAGAAUGUUAAUCUCACUGGUUUGAGAACACAAAAAAAAAACCUAAUCUGCUAAAUAGCGCCGCUAAUAACUCUAUAUUGAAAAUAUACUGUGAUUGAAGACAAAUAGUUCAGAGGUUAAAUUAUUUAAAAAUAUAGAUUCAUUAUCAGUAGGGGUGUAACGAUUCGUUUUAACAACGAUUCGAUUUGUAUCACGAUUCGUGGUUGUCGAUACGAUUCAAGGACGAUAUUGGUUCAUUUAGAACGAUACGAUCCGAAACGAUUCAGUGACUUGAAAUCGAUUCAGUAACCUUUUAGCCAAAAAUUCAACCAGUGUGACUGAAUUAAAUACCUGGAUACUGGACAGUGCAGGUGAAGUUUCCUAGAUUCCUGUUUCUUGUAAGGACCGCAAUGGUGGCUUGAUAAUUUCUCGCUCGUCGGCUUCUCCUCUGUCGUCCGCCAUGCUAUGUUUUGUUGUCUUUGCGCCUUUGCACUGCUGCUGGCGCGGGGCGAUGACGUCACGGAUAGGCAGACUGAAUCGAGUAAUGUUUAAAGCCUUUAUCAUUAAAAGUGCUAAGAAAAAACAUCCAUAUAAAGUCUGACGUGCUUAAAUCCAAUGGGUUAUUUCCUAGUAUCGAUACAAACGAUUUAUUACAUUUUAAAACGAUGUUAGAUUGAUAUAUGUUGUCCAAAAGGCCAACUCGCCGAGCACAGAUCGAUGUAGUUGGAUCAUAGGAAUAUAAAUCGAUACAUCGAUGUAGUAGAUGGAUCGUUACACCCCUAAUUAUCAGUUCUACAAACUUCCUGGAGUAUCUAAAAAUCUACCUGCAAUAGGGUAUGAUGGGAAAUAUGAUAAUGAAGUGCGUGGUUUUUGUUUAACACCAACACUGGGGUUCUUUUACACCAAAAAAGUGUUAAUUUAAUUUAGUUAACGUAACAAACUCAACACUAGAAAUGUUACAUUGCAAAAUCAACACUAGGUAACACUGGCCAAUUUGCUGUGUAUAGAUCAACAUCUGUGUAACAUGAUCAAUGUAAAGUGGUUCACUAAGGGCAAUGGGUGAACAGUAGAAGGCAGAUUGUGUGACAGACGGAGCCCAAAUAAACCCACAGAUCCAGACGGCACUGCCACAGAUAGGAGCAGAAUUGAGAUUUGGGAAUGUAACCAUUGUGUGUGGGGUAAGCUUGGAAAGUACACCCUGGAUUUUCCGUAAUGGGGGGUCUCAAUUUGUAACCUGACUCCAAAGGAGUGUGAACUGAUCUCAUCACUUGACUCACUCCAGUCAUCACUUGUGGAAUAGGAGUCAUCACUUGACUCACUCCAGCUCUCUCCUUGUGCUGUCAUGUGUGUGAACAUUAAGGAUGCCUCUAAUAUGAUGGGUUCCUGUGUAACCUGCUUAAAUAUGUUUAAAAGUGUGAUUCAUAGGUUAGAUGGAUAGAAUUUUAAGUGGAGAUGAGGAUGGACUUUAGCCCCAACUAACCCCUAGUUAGUUGCCACAUCCAGUUAACAGAAAGUGGUAUUGAAAUUCCUGAUAGAGCAUACAAAAUGCUGUAAUUACAGUGAUUUUGUUAACAGAUGUUUAUCAUGAGCAGGGCUUGAUAGGUCAUAUUUGAGUCACGGUCUAUUAUCCUGCUAAACCCUUUAAAUACCAAGGCAGUCGACCACUCAACAUCAGGAAUGAGAGUUUUCCUUUUCUGUUUGACCUCUGACACUGCCUUAAAGGAUACGAUGUAGUACUGUUCAGGUAAACAGCCCAAGUACUGAACUGCUGAUGAAUGGAAUGUUCAUUUCGUCUCACAUUGGAACCUGAUUAGAAGGCAAAUGAGUAGAAUGGAAAUAGAAAGCAAUCAACAGCACCACCUACUGUUUACAUAGCCACUAUGCAUAACUCUCAGCUCUCACAGUAAUUAUGCUACACAGGUUGAGUCAUCUGAGGGCCAUAUCUCUGUUGUAACAGUGGAAGUCUCUCUGUCUGUCAGUGGGUCAGACCUCCAUCAGCUCUCACCACAUUGUUUGCUCCUGGCAAAACAUAAAUGUGCCAACCCUGAUGUUCUAGCAGUGUCUGAAUCCUGGCUUAGGAAGGUCACCAAAAAUUCAGAAAUGUCCAUCCCCAACUACAACAUUUUCCAUCUAGAUAGAACUGCCAAAGGGGGUGGAGUUGCAAUCUACUGUAGAGAUAGCCUGCAGAGCUCUAUCAUACUAUCCGGGUCUGUGCCCAAACAGUUUGAGCUCCUACUUCUAAAAAUCCACCUUUCCAGAAAUAAGUCUCUCACUGUUGCCGCUUGCUACAGACCCCCCUCAGCCCCCAGCUGUGCCCUGGACACCAUAUGUGAAUUGAUUGCCCCCCAUCUAUCUUCAGAGUUCGUACUGCUUGGUGACCUAAACUGGGAUAUGCUUAACACCCCAGCCAUCCUACAAUCCAAACUAGAUGCCCUCAAUCUCACACAAAUUAUCAAGGAACCUACCAGGUACAACCCUAAAUCCGUAAACAUGGGCACCUUCAUAGAUAUCAUCCUGACUAACUUACCCUCUAAAUACACCUCCGCUAUCUUCAACCAGGAUCUCAGCGAUCACUGCCUUAUUGCCUGCGUCCGUAACGGGUCCGCGGUCAAACGACCACCCCUCAUCACUCUCAAACGCUCCCUAAAACACUUUAGUGAGCAGGCCUUCCUAAUUGAUCUGGCCCAGGUAUACUGGAUGGAUAUCGAUCUCAUUCCGUCAGUAGAGGAUGCCUGGUUGUUCUUUAAAAGUGCUUUCCUCUCAAUCUUAAAUAAGCAUACCCCAUUCAAAAAAAUCAGAACUAAGAACAGAUAUAGCCCCUGGUUCUCCUCAGACUUGACUGCCCUUGACCAGCACAAAAACAUCCUGUGGCGUUAGGAACCAAUAUAGUUAGGAACCAAUAUACACAAGCAGUUAGGAAAGCAAAGGCUAGCUUUUUCAAACAGAAAUGUGCAUCCUGUAGCACUAACUCCAAAAGAUUUUGGGACACUGUAAAGUCCAUGGAGAAUAAUAGCACCUCCUCCCAGCUGCCCACUGCACUGAGGCUGGGAAACACUAUCACCACCGAUAAAUCUACAAUAAUCGAGAAUUUCAACAAGCAUUUUGCUACAGCUGGCCAUGCUUUCCACCUGGCUACCACUACCCCGGCCACCAGCUCUGCACCCUCCGCUGCAACUUGCCCAUGUCCCGUCCCCCCCCCCCCCCCCUCCGCUUCUCCUUCACACAAAUUCAGACAGCUGAUGUUCUGAAAGAGCUGCAAAAUCUGGAACCCUACAAAUCAUCUGGGCUAGACAAUCUGGACCCUUUCUUUCUAAAAAUAGCAGCCGAAAUUGUCGCAACCCCUAUUACUAGCCUGUUCAACCUCUCUUUCGUAACGUCUGAGAUCCCCAGAGAUUGGAAAGCUGCCGCGGUCAUACCCCUCUUCAAAGGGGGUGACACUCUAGAUCCAAACUGUUACAGACCUAUAUCCAUCCUGCCCUGCCUUUCAAAAGUGUUUGAAAGCCAAGUUAACAAACAGAUCACCGACCAUUUCGAAUCCCACCGUACCUUCUCCGCUAUGCAAUCCGGUUUCCAAGCUGGUCAUGGGUGCACCUCAGCCACGCUCAAGGUCCUAAAUGAUAUUAUAACCGCGAUCGAUAAUAGACAGUACUGGGCAGCCGUAUUCAUCGACCUGGCCAAGGCUUUCGACUCUGUCAACCACCGCAUUCUUAUUGGCAGACUAAAUAGCCUUGGUUUCUCAAAUGACUGCCUCGCCUGGUUCACCAACUACUUCUCAGAUAGAGUUCAAUGUGUCAAAUCGGAGGGCCUGUUGUCUGGACCUAUGGCAGUCUCUAUGGGGGUGCCACAGGGUUCAAUUCUUGGGCUGACUCUUUUCUCUGUGUAUAUCAAUGAUGUCGCUCUUGCUGCUGGUGACUCUCAGAUCCACCUCUACGCAGACGACGCCAUUUUGUAUACAUCUGGCCCUUCAUUGGACACUGUGUUAACAAACCUCCAAACGAGCUUCAAUGCCAUACAACACUCCUUCCGUAGCCUCCAACUGCUCUUAAACACUAGUAAAACGAAAUGCAUGCUCUUCAAUUGAACGCUGCUGAAACCCGCCCACCCGACUAGAAUCACCACUCUCGACGGGUCUGACCUAGAGUAUGUGGACAACUACAAAUACCUAGGUGUCUGGUUAGACCGUAAACUCUCCUUCCAGACUAACAUUAAGCAUCUCCAAUCCAAAGUAAAAUCUAGAAUCGGCUUCCUAUUUCGCAACAAAGCCUCCUUCACUCAUACUGCCAAACAUGCCCUUGUAAAACGGACUAUCCUACCGAUCCUUGACUUCGGCGAUGUCAUUUACAAAAUAGCCUCCAAAACUCUGCUCAGCAAAUUGGAUGUAGUCUAUCACAGUGCCAUCCGUUUUGUCACCAAAGCCCCAUAUACUACCCACCACUGUGACCUGUACGCUCUUGUUGGCUGGUCCUCACUACAUAUUCUUCACAAAAAACCCACUGGCUCCAGGUCAUCUAUAAAUCACUGCUAGGCAAAUCUCCGCCUUAUCUUAGCUCAUUGGUCACUAUAGCAACACCCACCUGUAGUAUGCGCUCCAGCAGGUAUAUCUCACUGGUCAUCCCCAAAGCCAACACCUCCUUUGGCCGCCAUUCCUUCCAGUUCUCUGCUGCCAAUGACUGGAACGAACUGCAAAAAUCUCUGAAGCUGGAGACUCUUCUCUCCCUCACUAACUUUAAGCAUCAGUUGUCAGAGCACCUUACCGAUCACUGCACCUGUACACAGCCCUUCUGAAAUUAGCCCACUCAACUACCUCAUCCCUAUAUUGUUAUUUAUUUUGCUCAUUUGCACCCCAAUAUCUCUAUUUGCACAUCAUCUCUUGCACAUCUAUAAUUCCAGUGUUAAUACUAAUUGUCAUUAUUUUGCACUAUGGCCUACUUAUUGCCUUACCUCCAUAACUUGCUACAUUUGCACACACUGUAUAUAUAUUUUAUGUGGUAUUUUUGACUUUAUGUUUUGUUUUACCCCAUAUGUAACUCUGUGUUGUUGUUUUUAUCACUGUCACGAACGUCGUAAGCAACGGACCAAGGCGCAGCGUGAUAUGCGUACAUCUUUUAAUGAGUACUUUAAACACUAACAACAAAACAACAAAACGAUACGUGAAGUCCUAAGGUUAACAAACACAAACCUCUCCGGAACAAGAUCCCACAAAUGACAAGUGCACAAAAGGCUGCCUAAGUAUGGUUCCCAAUCAGAGACAACAAGCAACAGCUGAUUCACGUUGCCUCUGAUUGGGAACCACCCCGGCCAACAUAGAAAACACAUUAACUAGAAACUGAACAUAGAACACAAAACAUAGACCCUACACACCCUGGCUCAACAUAUAAGAGUCCCCAGAGCCAGGGCGUGACAGUACCCCCCCCAAAGGCGUGGACUGCGACCGCGCCAACUAAACCCAACAGGGGAGGGGCCGGGUGGGCAUUCCGCCUCGGAGGCGGAUCCGGCUCCGGGCGUGACCACCACCCUCUAACUACCCCCCCCAUAGCACCCCUGGUCUGGUCUGGCCCCGCUGGCUGGAGCUGGACUGGACAUCGGUGGAGCGGAUUGCUUAGGCUCCGGUGUGGGUUUAUGUGGGUACACAGGUUGAGUCAUCUGAGGGCCAUAUCUCUGUUGUAACAGUGGAAGUCUCUCUGUCUGUCAGUGGGUCAGACCUCCAUCAGCUCUCACCACAUUGUUUGCUCCUGGCAAAACAAAAUGUGCAACCCACCCCUCCUUCUUGUCCUCCUCUUCCCUUUGAUAACAUGAUGCACUACAGUGAAACCUUGAAAUACUUUAGCUGAGAAGUUUAGAAGGAUGCUUAGAAGGAAGUCUUUAUAAGGACAACUGGGGGCAGAUACUUUUCACAGAGAACUCAUAAAAGGGGAGAGCUUUUGCAGGAGGUUAUUUAAGCACACAUUUCAAGCUCACACACAACAAGACUGAACACAAUGCUUCUACAGAGCCUAUGGGACUUUAUACUGGGAUAUAAUGCGUGUCUCAGAUCACCUUUCUUCCCUGUACUUUUCUCCCUCAGUGUCUACCUCACCUUCUGCCUGCCCUUCGUGGUGCUGGACCUCCUCUCCCCCAGGCUGGCCUGGAUCAGGACCUUUAAGAUCCAGCAGAAGAGCCACGUCUCCUGGACUAUGAUGUGGAGCUGCCUGGCUCACUCCCUCUACAACCAUGUGGUGUUCCUCUUCCCUCUCACUGUGCUGCACUGGUUCUGGAGACCAGCCAGUUUCAUAGCCGAGGCCCCCGGAACGCUGCGCCUCAUCUGGGAUGUGGUCGCCUGCCUCCUGCUGUUUGACUUUCAAUACUUCAUCUGGCAUCUGCUUCACCACAAGGUGCCCUGGCUGUACCGGACAUUCCACAAGGUGCACCACAAGCACACAUCCACCUUCGCCCUGACCACUGAGUACUCUGGGGCCUGGGAGACCCUGUCUCUGGGCUUCUUCGCUGGGGUCAACCCUCUGCUGCUGGGCUGCCACCCCUUGACUGAGAUGCUCUUUUAUGUUCUGAAUAUCUGGCUUUCUGUGGAGGACCACUGUGGCUAUGACCUGCCCUGGUCCACGCAUAGACUGGUGCCCUUUGGGCUCUACGGUGGAGCUCCACACCACGACCUGCACCAUCUGAAGUUCAAGUCCAACUAUGCUCCGUACUUCACACACUGGGACAGGCUUUUUGGGACAUUGCACAAGCAUUCAGACUGA
Molecule: messenger RNA, 11795 nt
Organism: Coregonus sp. 'balchen'
Lineage: Eukaryota; Metazoa; Chordata; Actinopteri; Salmoniformes; Salmonidae
Source: the annotation of a GenBank genome assembly